CCUGGUCAUUUUGAAAGAACUAUCAGUAUGGAAGAUAAUGAGAUCAGUUACAGUAAGGAAGAAGAGCAAAAAUCUCUUCUACCAUUUCUGGAAGAGGAAGAUGAAGCUGGUCAGUUCUUUAAUGUGGAAGAACAUGGGGAAGAAUACAAGCUUGAAGAAGAGUUGGCUGGUGGUGGCAAGAUGGGAAACAAGGAUGCUUCUGAAGGAGUUCGAGACAAAUCUGAUUCUAGCAUAACAUCAGGAGCUGUUGGAAAAAGAGAAAUUUGUCUGCCGAAGAAUAUCGGUGUUGGGCUGGAAAGCUUGGGACACUAUUUGGGCGACAUUAAUAACAUUCAGGCUAUGAAGUAUACAGAUAGAAUUUACACAUUAACCUUACAGAGGACCCUGAAAGAGCUCGACGACAUAGCCAAAGAAAAGGAACUUGUGGUCCAAAAAGCCAGAGACAAGCUGAGUACCUGUCAGCUGCGGAUCAAGAUGCUAGCAAAGCAGCUGGAGUAUGUAGACAUUGAAAUAGAGAAAGAGGAGGAGGCUGGCAAUGUCGCAGCCUUGUCCCGCCUUCAGGCAAUGCGCAGACGACUGUGCACUGAACUGGAGAAAGAGAAGGAUUUUGAGCUUGAGAUGUGGCAGAUAGAAACUGAGCAGGGAAAAUACAAAAUCUUCCAUGAACAACUUAAAAAAGAUGAGGAGGAGCUAGAGAUGCAAUACCAAGAACGAGCCAAAUAUGAAGAAAGGCAUAAAAAAAUUCUUGAAGAUGCCAAAAGGAACCAUGAAAAAGCAGUAUACUUCCUGAGAAAAAGCAUGGCAAGAAUUCAUGAAAAAAAUGCAAAGGAAGAAGUGAAAACUCAGGAGCAUAUGGAGAGAAGGAUACAAGCUGUGCUUUCCCUGAAAAACAGCAUAACUUCCAAUAGGGAAAAACUCCAAACUCUCCAGGUUUGGAAUAAAGCAAUGGCCUUUGAGGCAAAGAAGCAGGAGAUGAAAAUGAGGGAAGCUAUCCUGGCAGAAGGAGGCAAUGUUGCCAAGGAAAUUUUUCUCCAUAAACGACUGCUAGAGCAUGAAAAAGAGAAACAAGCUUUUAGAGAACAGCAAAAAUCAAGAAAAAUUGAGAUUGUCUCUCAGAUAUUGCAAGAAAAAGCUUCUAUUCACAAGCAGAAAAAAAGGCAAUCCUGUACUAAGGCAAUUAAGGGUGGUGGUAAACUUGAGGAUUCUUUACUGUGGAGAAUGAAAACAUGGCAAUAUAUUGAGAAGACCUGCAAACAUUCAGCUGGAGCAGUAUCACAGUCGUGGUGCUGUCCGUCAGCUUGUUCCUCAGCUGGUGAGAGAACUGCUUCUGUAGGAGAGAGUUCUGGAAAAAUACCCCACGAUGUGCUCUGUGACAGUGGUGAAGAUGAGAAUGAGAGGGACAAGACCCUAGCAGAACCAGAGUUCCCAGGACUUUGGAGUCAGGAAUGUGACUUGCACAAGAUAUCCAAAGAAGAAAUAGAUCCAAAGCAGCUGGCUACAAGGGUAGAGAAAAAAGAUAUUUUUGAGAAAAAAAUGGAGGAAUCCCAAACUGGAAUUUUUCACAAGCAAAUAGCAUCUGGUCAUGAAUAUAAGGGAGGUACUUUCUAUAGUAAACCAAGCUGCAUUCAUUUCAAGGAUUUUGACGUUGGUCAAAUCUACAAAAAGAAGAUAGUUUUGAUAAAUGCAUCCUACAGCGUUAAUUUCUGCAGACUAGUGGGAAUCAGUGAAUGGCUCAAGGACUUCAUCAGUAUUCAUUUUGACCCACCUGGCAAAAUGUCUGCUGGAAUGUCCUGUGAAUUGGUGGUAACAUUUAAGCCAAUGAUAAAUGAAACUCUGGAAGGAGAAGUCAUGUUUAUGGCACAGACAGGUUCUUUUUCUGUUCCAUUGAAAUGUACAGCCAAGAGAUGUGUUCUGGCACUAGACAAAGAGCUCAUUGACUUUGGCAGCCAUGUGGUGGGAGAGACAAUUUCACAGACCAUCAACCUGACAAACAGUGGAGCUUUGGGAACAAGAUUCAAAGUUCAGAUGUCAGCAGGUGACAGCAGUACAUGCAGGGCAACAGCAAAAUCUUCUCCUGGAAUGGUUACUCAACAUUUCAGUGACUGUGUCCCUGAAAAGAAAGUCAGCAAUAGUCCUGUGACAUCUGUGGUUGAAAACAGGGAACAAGUUUGUCCUGACCAUAGUGAAGAAGUGACCUACUGUGUAGCCCAGGUGGAGCAGCAGAGGACUGAGACAAGCCUGGGCAGUAGUUCCACAGAACAACUUGGUCAAGGUGUACUAAAUUCCAGAUCAGAUCUAGAUACAGACAAUGCAUGUAACUUAGUGAAACUUUCUCCUGAAGAAACACCAGUGGAAAUUAUGCUUGGAAAGGUUACUCAAGGUGAAGUUGAACCCUUCAGCUCAGUCAAACUUCAGGUUAUAUUUGUCCCAGCUAUCCCUGGGGAUGUGCGGGCAGAAUUUGUGAUCGUGUUUGACAACUCAGACUGCAAACCACUGUGCUUCAGUGCCAUUGGAGUUUCUAUUGAUGUGCCAGUUUGGGUGCCCAACCCCAACAUUGAUUUAAAGAUCUGUAUGUAUGACCGACUUUAUCAGGAUUGCAUUGUCAUUCAAAGCAGAGCAAAAGUCACGCUGCGUUUGAAGUUUGAAGUAUGCAAAGAAUUGAGUAAGCACAUGGAGCUGCUUCCGAAAACAGGUUACGUUCAAGCUCAGUCAUCCUUCAGUGUGCAACUGAAGUUUCUGCCCAGGCACUCUCUUCCUGAAGAUGCAGGGAGCUAUUUUAAUGAAGAGACAAGGGUUCUGGAAGUUCCAGUGACGAUACUGAUUGUGGAUAAGGCUAAAAAAGUUAAUCUUACUGUCCAUGCAAUUGUUACGACUUCUGAUUUGGAAAUCAGUCCAGCACGAAUCAAUUUUGGAUACUGCACAAUCUCUGAAGCUGUGCAGGCAAACGUCACGCUAACAAACAAAUCCAUCUUGCCACAAGAGUUUGGAUUUGUGGGACUUCCAGAGUUCGUUGAAAUUCAACCCAAUGAUGGACUUGGAAUUCUUCUUCCCCUUGAAAGCCUGACAUUGGACAUAAUCUUUAAAGCUAACAAGGCAAAAGAGUACAGCUUCGAAUUAACCUGCAAGUCAGAGAUUAAUAGACAAUUCAAGCUGUCAUGCAAAGCAGUUGGAGUCCACCCACCUCUUGAAUUGUCUCAUUCCUUAGUUCAGUUUGCUGCAACAGCUUUAAACGGUGUGUCUACAGCAACACUGUAUGUGAUGAAUUCCCAUGUGAGUGCCAACCACUUUACUCAUGCUGUCCCAAGAAUUGACAUGGGGGAAGUUGCCCCCGCUGGACCCGCUUCAUUUGAAUUCUGUGUGCCAGAAGACUGUCCAGUGACAAUCACACCUUCUGUUGGAACCGUGCUGCCUGGGAAGAAAAGCUUGAUUCAAGUGUCCUUCAGACCAGCACUGUCAGAUCAGCUAAUCAGAGAAGAGGCAAUUCGGAGGCUUUGCAGAGCAGCUGCGACAGGGGCAGAAAUACAAAUGAUUCUUAUUGCUGGAUUUUCUAGUUCUGAUGCUUAUAUGGCAGCCCAGGCUUUCUUGAUGAGGAAUUUCAGUGGGAGGUUUGAAAAAUACAUCAUACCGUGCUUUGUUGCAAGUGGAUGUAUCGAUGAAAAGAAAGGCUCUGAAAACCUGAGCUGCAGCCCUUACAACACUUUGUAUUUGGAGGUGCACUGCCCAGCUGUAGCACCAUCUGUUGUGGUCACUUCAGAUAAUGGAACAAACACAGUCAAUUUUGGUGACGUUGCAGUAGGCCACAGAAUGAUUAAGCGAAUUACAAUACAAAAUAUCUCCCCAGAGAAGCUGGAACUAGGAUUCUCAGUUCUGAAUCCCAAUGGUCCCUUCCUGUUGGUCAGACCAGUUGGAAUGCUUGAGCCAGGUGAAAACAAACCCCUCAUCAUCUCUUUUUGUCCAAAUGAGAAUAAAUGGUUUUUUGAAAUGCUGGACAUCCGGAUGGCAAAAACCAAUCUAACCCUAAGCAUCACUGGGCAUGGGGUGAUGCCGUCAAUUGUUUGCUCUGUGGAAGAAGUACUCGAUAUGGGAUACGUCAUAGCCAGAGAGAAGGUGACUUCCACGUUCAAGAUACAGAACACUUCCACACUGACCCUGCGAUACUCCAUACAACUAGAUUCGCUUUCAUCAACAAGGGACAAAGAUCAGCAGAGACUUCCAUCCUUUAUUAUGUCCUCUUUGCAAAGAACAGAGUUUGUUGGAACACAGAACUAUAAUGGCUUAAGUGUGUUCAGCAUCUUUCCAACAGAAGGAGAAAUUGUUGCUGGGAAGAGUCAGGAUUUUAUUGUUACUUUCAGUCCUGAUCAUGAAAGCCUGUACUAUUCUGACCGUCUCAAGGUUGUGCUCUUUGGCAAGAAAAUAGCCCAUGUGAUCCACCUAAAGGGUGCAGCAAGAGAUCAGCCAAUGUUUGUGGAAGGGGGGGUUCCCCUAGACGUGCCCGUUGAGUCCUUGGCUGUAACAUCACCUGUGUCAUCGCAGGAAGCACUAAAAGGCGAGCUACAAGAACCAGUGAGGUCCAUUCUCCUCAUUCUGGAGUACAUCGAGGGAGAGAGUUCUCCAGUGCCAGCAAUGACAGAACUGAAAGUUGGAGCUAUACAGACAGCUAAGUUCGCAUCUAAGAAGAACAUGGAGUUCAGUUUUGACAGCCUGCCCCUCCUGCAGCAGAAGGGAUUCACUCUUGAAUCUGUGAAGGGAACGAUUGAGCCUGGUCAAGUGAAAUGCAUCGGCGUUUCUUGGGUGCCACCUGCUGACUCGCGUGUAAGUGAACUGGCGCCGCUCAGCCGGGAGGUGUGCGGCAGCUUUCACCGACUUGCUGAUGACCCUCUGCUUGUGACAGCCCUCCUGACCUUAAAAGGGGACGUUAAGGAAUCUUACCGAAUUCUCUUCAUGGCAAAAGUUGUGUCUGCAUAUGCUCCGGCGAAACAGUAUGUUUCAUCCAUUCAGAUCUGUUCUCAUUUCAUACUGGAUCAAGUGGCCGCGAAGUUACUUAGCUCUUCAGAGGAAAGCAGCGCGGAUGCUGAAGCAAGAGCCAGCGACCGCGGGGGAGGCAGGAGCUGGGAGGGGGUGGCAGUGCCAGCCAGAGACAGCUCUGCCCUCGGAGGAGAGGCACUGAGUAUUUCUGCUGGCACAGCUGCGGCGGUCGGGUUGAAGUUGAGGACAAUGAAGUUUGUGUGCGGAUUCUCUUAUCGUCCUUGCGGCCCGAAAAGGGAGAUGAAAUGCCGCUACAUGAAAUGA
This is a messenger RNA of Pelecanus crispus (Dalmatian pelican), 5289 nucleotides long. Lineage: Eukaryota; Metazoa; Chordata; Aves; Pelecaniformes; Pelecanidae. The record is from RefSeq and is a predicted model, not a curated record.